UCAAUCAGUGCGUGCCAGCUACAGCUCAUCGCGUCGCUAGCUGCAGAUCAGUUUGCCGCAUCGCCUCGCCUCGCCUCGCCGUGCCUCCCUGCACAAUCGUCUCCCGGAUCUCGCCGGCGGCGGCGCAGGCGCGGCUCGUACCCUACUGCUAUAUAGCUAGUCGUUGCCGGUGCCAGCGGCCGGUGGUCACGUGAGGAUCUGGAGAGGAUGGCGCGCGGCGGGUGCUCGCGGCUGCUCGUGGGGAUCGGCGUCUUUCUCCUCUGCGCCGCCGCUGUCGCGCCGCCCGCCGCGGCGCUCAACAUCGGCCUCCAGUCCGCCGGCGACGGCGUGAGCGCGCAGCUGUGCAGCCGAACGUGCGAAUCCGACCACUGCACGACGCCCCCGUUGCUGCGAUACGGAAAGUACUGCGGCAUCCUGUACAGCGGCUGCCCCGGCGAGCCGCCGUGCGACCCCCUCGACGCCUGCUGCAUGCACCACGACAACUGCGUCCAGGCGAAGAAUGACUACCUGAGCACGGCGUGCAACGAGCAGCUACUGGAGUGCCUGGCGAGGCUGCGGCAGGGCUCGUCGACGUUCGAGGGGAACAAGUGCAUGAUCGACGAGGUCAUCGACGUGAUCUCGCUCGUCAUCGAGGCCGCCGUCGUCGCCGGCAGGCUGCUGCACAAGCCUUAACUAAAGCUUAUAUAGCUAGCCCCAGCCGCGCACCGGCGGCGAACGGCCGGACAGCGUGGGCCGGCGGCGCGACAGGACGAGCAACAACUUACUUGUGCGUUAGGUGGGUGGUACAUGUUUUGCUUGCUUGGUGUGUGCUGCACAGUGCAGCUUAGCUAGCUAGCACCGGCUGCAUGCGUCGGCUUCACAUGGGCUCUCUCAGGGCCCUGCAGACUUACGACAAAUAUAUGCAGAUUACAAUAUUACAUUUACAUGGUUUUGGACUUUGGUUUUGUGCUGAUUGCUUCUUAUUUUAUGGUGCAUGUCGUGUGGUAAUGGGUUAUAUAGAUUAUAGAGUGUUAAUACAAGAUGAAUAAAUGUAUACGCUUAAUAAAGAUAUCGUGCACAGGACAAGACUGACCUGACCGUCUGCGGGUUUGGAUUAUGUCAUGGCAGACUCUUUGUAAGCUUUUCAUUUUUCUUGUGAUGGGUCUUUCUAAAUUUUCUACUUGACGGCUGGCGAAUCCGGUA
Molecule: messenger RNA, 1182 nt
Organism: Oryza brachyantha (malo sina)
Lineage: Eukaryota; Viridiplantae; Streptophyta; Magnoliopsida; Poales; Poaceae
Product: phospholipase A2 homolog 3-like
Exons: 4
Coding region: 208-672 (154 amino acids)
Biological process (GO): lipid catabolic process; phospholipid metabolic process; arachidonate secretion
Molecular function (GO): calcium ion binding; A2-type glycerophospholipase activity
Source: RefSeq, a predicted model, not a curated record